AUUCAACCUCCUUGAUUCAACCAAACCCAACCUAGCCUCGCCAAAAUGGACCGCAUGAAUUUCAUCCCCGGCAAGGAAGCCCAAAACGAGAUAUUCGCCGCCCAAGGCCACAUCUUCUUCGACCGCCAAACAGCCCUCAACUUCGCCGACGAAUUCAUCCUGAAAUCACCUCCCGCACUGGCAGGCCAACCCGGCAACUCCAACUUCAACCCAUCCAUCCUCUACCAAACCAUGCUAACCUGCCUAAGCGAAGGCGACCAAGUCGACAUCUGGUUCGGCCUGCGCGAGCCCGAUCCAGCCAAUGAAGGCGACGAAAUCGACCCCUCGGGCGAACUAGUCGGCCACACGUGGGCGACGCUGCGCACCGCCGCCGCCGGUAACGGGAGGGAGAACUUGACGUACCUGUACGAGGUCGGCCGGCGCACGCCGCCCCUGAGCGACGCGCAGGCUGUGAGGGCGUUCAAUGCCUAUCGUGACGCGCUGGCUGUGUUCCGGCAAGAGCAGCCGCCGGUGCAUCUCCCCAUCCCCACCAACCUACCACGACAUGUGCAGGAGCCGCCGCGCGAGUGGAAUGGCAAGCCUGUUAUUUCGCGGGCCCUGGCGCCGUCGAAUCUGUACCACUCGUCGGGCAGGACGUGGUUCUUUGUUGAUCUCAGCAUGGCGCAGGGGGAUGAUCCGCACCGUCCGGCGGUGCUGUCCCGGCCGAUGCGGGCUUUUGAUGCCCUCGUUCUGGCCGCUAUCAUGACCCUCGUCAUGAACCGGCCGCCGCUGGUGUUUGGGUUUAGUGGCAAGUCGCCUGAAGGCUUGGGGAAGAUGCCGGUGGCGUUUAGGAGAGCGCACUAUGAGGCGGAUGGCAGGGUUGAGCCGACUGCGGAUACGCCGCUGCUGGUACUGUGACUCGGACUCACGGUAGCGAAUGGGGAAGGAUGAACUUAUGGUAUGGUAUUACUACUAGUACCUACCAUACAGGAGGCGCUAGGUAGUAGACGUGAUUCUCAAUUUGGUUUGAUUUCUCAAAACAAGUGGUUUAGAAGUGAGAAAGACUGCAGUU
This is a messenger RNA of Canariomyces notabilis, 1051 nucleotides long. RefSeq lists its product as uncharacterized. The record is from RefSeq and is a predicted model, not a curated record. The coding region runs from base 46 to 897 and encodes 283 amino acids. The transcript has a single exon. NCBI's taxonomy places the organism in Eukaryota, Fungi, Ascomycota, Sordariomycetes, Sordariales, Chaetomiaceae.